GAGGCGCUCGCCCCCUUGCCGGGAGAGUCCGGCUGAGCCCGCCGCCAGGGGCUCGUUCGCCUGGCAGGAAUGGAGAAGCGGCAGCACGUGAAAUAAAGCCCAGGAGAGGCGCCCGGGCUGUUCCCUGCCGAAAUGAUUCCUCCCAGCAGCGCGGUGGAAGUCAACGUGGAGAAGGAAAAUGACGCGGAAAGCCCCGAGCAGCCCCCCUCGCCGGCCUCCAGCACCAGCCAGGAGUCCAAGCUCCAGAAACUGAAACGGUCGCUGUCUUUCAAGACCAAAAGUUUGCGGAGUAAAAGUGCCGACAACUUUUUCCAGCGGACAAACAGCGACAUGAAGUUGCAGGUAGACUUGCUAUCGGAAAUCAGCCCCAGAACCGGCUACCUCCCUUCCUCAGAAAGUCAGUCAUCCACUCCAACCAAGAUCCACAACCAACAGGAAAGCAACAAGACUCAUGUUUUCCUGGAACACAUCUUCAAAAAGCCCACUUUCUGUGACAUCUGCAACCACAUGAUUGUCGGGACCAAUGCCAAACAUGGACUGCGCUGUAAGGCCUGCAAGCUGAGCAUUCACCACAAAUGUGCAGAGAGCAUUGGACAGCAACGCUGCAUGGGCAAACUGCCGAAGGGUUUUCGGCGUUACUACAGCUCUCCACUACUUAUCCAUGAGCAGUUUGGCUGCAUCAAAGAAGUGAUGCCUAUUGCUUGUGGCAAUAAGGUUGACCCUGUCUAUGAAACACUUCGCUUUGGAACUUCCUUGGCCCAGAAAACCAAGAAAGGCAGUUCUGGGAGUAGCUCCGAUUCACCAAAGAGAAACUCUACGUCAGAUUUGGCAGAGGUUCCCGAGGAAGGAGAUAGUCCAGGAAGCAUGUGUGAUGUCAACAGGAAACGCAGCAACAGCGUAUUUACAUACUCGGUAAACGGUACAGCAGAUUUCGGAGAUGAACCGAAGAACAUAAACUCCCUUGUACAGGGAUCUCUUAAUAAAGACACAAUGCAGAUGAAUGCCUAUGUUGCCUUGUACAAAUUUGUACCACAAGAAAAUGAAGAUUUGGAAUUGAGACCAGGAGACAGGAUCACACUGCUGGAGGACUCAAAUGAAGACUGGUGGAAGGGCAAAGUAGAAGACCGAACUGGCUUUUUCCCCGCUAAUUUUGUUCAAAGAGUACAGCAAGAUGAAAAAGUGUUCCGGUGUAUCCGAACAUUUAUUGGAUGCAAAGAGCAGGGACAGAUGACCCUGAAAGAGAACCAAAUCUGUGUGACUUCAGAGCAGGAACGUGAUGGCUUUAUCAAAGUGUGCAGUGGGAAGAAGAAAGGCUUGGUCCCCGUUGAUGUCUUAGAAAACAUCUGAUGGUCUCCUGCUUAACUACUGCAGUUGUGAUGCUUUGCCGGCAAGGCCUGCUUGCCUCUUCUUGCACUGUGUUGAUCCAAUUUAGCUGUCUUGCAGAAAACCAGGGAAAUCACAAGGCAACGAUCCAUUGAUAUCAGACAUUUAAGCUGCUCUUGUGUGACAAGAAGAUAAUGGAGAAAUGAUGAAAUGGACCAGGCGAAAGGAGCCAAAAUAUGGUGUGUGGAGUUAUAAGGGAGGGUCAGUUUGCUUUAAAAGACAUUCAACUGGAUGAUUUUUCCAAACGAGGCUGCUUACCAUUACCCUGUGUGACAUAGACAACUAAAGUAAACUAUUAAGUUCCUGUUCCUGUGUCUUAAGAAGCCCAUUGGAGGGUUUUGUUUUUCUCAUUUAAAGUGUGGCAGGAUGUGGAAGGGUUCUUCUUCCUUGUACUACAGUUUGACGCUUGAAGUUUAUCAUGUGAGUCCGGUCCCAAAAUGUUGUCGACGGUACUAGCAAUUCAGCAUCAUGUUCGGUUCUGACUUUUCAGUUCUGUGAGUUGUGCAGCCAUCAGUUUGAGGAAAUUUGUCAUGGCCUGGACUACUUUCUGUGUGGAUUCUGAUGUACAUUACUGUGGCAAACUUUGAUCUUACCUAUAUACAAGGCAACAAUUUCAGCACACUUGGAUGUCAAUUAAAACAGCAGGUGCACUAUUUUUUUCCUGUGCAAGCUUAGUCAGGAAUUGCUGGAUCUAUACAAAAAGAAAAAUACAUAGAGCAAGGAACUGGGCUGUCAUGCUUGGGAAGUUUUCUAUUUUUCCGGUACAACUAUUUGAGUAGAUUUUAUAUAUGUAUGUAUAUAGCAUGGUCCUAUUUAUAAGAGUAAUCAGUUCCCUUUCACAAUGAAAAAGCAAAUUACAGAAAGAAACAAAAAAUGUAUUGCCUGACACAUUUAUGAAUGAAUGCAACAACUUAAAAAUUUGAUGAUCUUAUCAGGCCACAAUCCACCAUGGAGUUAAGGAUGUUAAAGCCUAAGUUGGCUACAGGGGGGUAAAAAUGAUAACACUAAAGCCAAAAUUUCACCUGCUGUUCAGAUAUUGCAUUAAUCCACAAGGCAGCUUUAUUCAGAGCUCUGCCCUUCUUUCUUCUGUCUACAUCAAAUGGCCAAUGGAUUGUAAAUGAGGCUGUUCAGCAUCUAUUGGAAUCACUAAGAACACCACCAUUUAGAGACAUAAACUGCAACAAACAACCCUACUGUUGUAUUGUGAGACUCUAGUCCCUUCCUCUUUUGUUAACCAAUUAUGCAGCCAUUUUUAAUUUUUUAAUUUUUUUACAAACUUUAAAUUUGCUUCUAAACACCACACAGCAUUACUACAUGUAAGGGAAAUUAAUGCAAGGGCAGAGGAAAGGGGGGUGAGAUUAUUAGGGGGAAAACUCCUUCCCCCCCCCCACACGCACACACAGGUUUUCUUUGUUUUGGCAUUCGAAGUACAGUGAAUUUGGAGUAUCCCCACAACAUCGUCCUCUAGUCUUCCACUGCCCAGGUUUUCCCUUGCUUUGGCUGUUUCUCAAACUUCCUUUGAACCAGUAUUUUGGGAAAGCUUGCAGUCAAAGUGUGUUUGCUAGAAGAUUCCAUUUUUUGCAAGUCCUGUCCACAUUGGCACUAUUUCUUUGCCUCAGCCACCAUUCCUCUUACCCUCAUGACCAGAGGUUGUUCCCCCCACCAAGCAUUCUGUUUCAAAAUAGGUAAUUGCUGUACUGCUAUAGCAAUUCAGCAAUUCCACCAAAAAAAAACCCUCCAGUUGUAUGAGGGGGAGGGGUUCAUAGCUGUGAGAGGCUGAGUCAAACAAAGUGUGAAGGAAACGACCAUGUGGAGGCUGUGUUGGUGCUGGAAGUGACUUUGCAUUCACAGUGGCAACAAGAUCUGCGUGGACAUUCAUCGCUGUGUGGAAACAGCCCAGGGCCCCUAUUGUAUUAAUAUUGACCUUUAUUUCAACAUACAACCUCUCCCUAGAAAAUCAUGUGUGGCCCACUGAGCUCAAUGACUCCUUAGCAUUUAGGGUUGCCAGGUCCCUUGGAGCCCAACCCAGGGGAUGGGGGGGGGGUUGUGCAGGGGGGACUCGUCCUCCGAG
Messenger RNA from Eublepharis macularius, 3454 nucleotides. It is a transcript of the gene STAC, whose product is annotated as SH3 and cysteine rich domain. The transcript has 11 exons. Lineage: Eukaryota; Metazoa; Chordata; Lepidosauria; Squamata; Eublepharidae. The record is from RefSeq and is a predicted model, not a curated record. Gene Ontology annotation, molecular function: transmembrane transporter binding. The coding region runs from base 133 to 1347 and encodes 404 amino acids. Gene Ontology annotation, biological process: skeletal muscle contraction; positive regulation of protein localization to plasma membrane; positive regulation of voltage-gated calcium channel activity. Gene Ontology annotation, cellular component: extrinsic component of cytoplasmic side of plasma membrane.